AUGGACCGUCCAUCUUUGCCCCCCCCUCAUUCCUCUUUGAAGUCCUUGAGGGAGGAGGUGCGCUUCUCGGACAAGUGUGGCAACAAGGACGAGCCCCUGCGGGAGGCCGGUGGGCGCCAUGUCGGGAGCCACCCCCGCCUGCGCAGCACGCGGCGCAGCGUGGACCGGUAUCAGUCCGAGGACUUUCGGGCGGCCACGCCCUUCUGGCGGCGACUGCAGAACAAGCCGGCCCAGGCCUGCAGCAGCUCGGACAGCGACUUUAGGUACUCGGUCCGCGUUCGCGCGGGGGUGGAGCGCUAUGAAGCGGUGGCGACACCCAGCACCGGUCCCGGUCAGGCCACCGGAGCCCGGGACCCCGGCGCCCAGAGCCCUGUAGUGAGGGCGUCCUCUCCCCAAGGAGACGGUGGAGCUGAGCCUGUUGAACAGUCAGGGGAGCCCGAGAGGCGGACCUACCCCUUCCGCGACAGGACCCUGGUCACCAUCAACCGCACCGCCGAGGAUCAGCAGGUGGACCCCUCGGUGAGCUUUGACAGCGUGGGCGGCCUUGACGGGUACCUCCGCCUGCUCAAGGAGAUGGUGUUCCUGCCGCUGGUGUACCCCGACCUCUUCCAGCGCUUCCACAUAGCGCCGCCGCGGGGCGUGCUCUUCCACGGCCCACCCGGCACGGGCAAGACGCUCGUGGCCCGGGCCCUGGCCUCCCACGCCGCGGCGAGCAGCGGGCGGCGCGUCGCCUUCUUCAUGCGCAAGGGCGCCGACAUCCUGAGCAAGUGGGUGGGCGAGGCGGAGCGCCAGCUCCGUGCGCUGUUUGACGAGGCGCGCCGCCACCAGCCCUCCAUCAUCUUCUUCGACGAGAUCGAUGGCCUGGCGCCGGUGCGCAGCAGCAAGCAGGACCAGAUCCACAACAGCAUCGUGAGCACGCUGCUGGCGCUCAUGGACGGCCUUGACGCGCGCGGCCAGGUGGUCGUCAUCGGGGCCACAAAUCGCGUGGAUGCGGUGGACGGCGCCCUGCGCAGGCCCGGCAGGUUUGACAGGGAGCUCCUGUUCCCGCUGCCCGCGCUGGAGGCGCGGGCCGAGAUCCUGGGCAUCCACACGCGGCGGUGGGCGGAGCCGCCGCCCGCCGCCCUGCUGGCCGAGCUGGCCGCCGAGACGGUGGGGUACGGCGGCGCGGACCUCAAGGCACUGUGCACGGAGGCCAGCCUGGCCGCGCUGCGGCGGCGGUACCCGCAGGUCUACGACACACAGGACCGCCUGGUGCUGGACCUGCAGGCGGUGCGUGUGGAGCGCGCGGACUUCCAGGCCGCGCUGCGUGGGCUUACGCCCGCCUCGCACCGUGCAGCCGUGGAGGCCGUGGCCAGGCCGCUGCCGGCGCACCUGGCGCCGCUGCUGCGGGUCCAACUGGAUGCGGCGCGGGCCUCCGUUGCGGCGCUGUUCCCGCCCUUCGUGCGUCGCGCGCCCGGCGCCGGCCCCUCCGGCGCCGACCCUCCAGGCGCCGGCCCCCCCUCGGCCCCCCCUCUGCCCAUGCCGCGCCCGCGCGUGCUGCUGUGCGGCGCGCCGCGGUGCGGGCAGGGUGUGCUGGCCCGCGCGCUGCUGCACGGCGCGGAAGGCCUCGCGCUCUGCGCGCUGGGCCUGCCGGCGCUGCUAGCCGACCCAGGCGCGCGCGGGGUGGAGGAGGCGCUGGUGCGUGGUCUGGCGGAGGCGCGCCGCGGCGCACCCGCCGUGCUGCACCUGCCCCACGCCGACGCGUGGUGGGCUUGCGCCGGCGGGCUGGCGCGCGCCGCGCUGACCCACCUGCUGGACGACCUGGGCGGGGAGGAGGCGGUGCUGCUGCUGGCCAGCGCGGAGGCCGGGUGGGAGGACCUGGACCCGGGCCUGGCGGAGCUGUAUGAGACGGACCAGGCGACGCUGCGCGGCCUGCGCAUGGUCCUACGCGACGUCACCACGCGCGCACUGUCCAGCCGCCGCUGGCAGGCCUUCGCCGAGCCGGUGACGGCCGAGGAGGACCCGGACUACGCCGCGCGCGUGCCGCGGCCCAUGGACCUGUCCACGCUCCUGGCGCGCGUGGACGCAGGGCGCGGCCGCAGGAUUGAUGUGGAGGUUAAGGAGGACGAGGGGCCCGAGGGAAGGGCGCCCACCUCCCGGCGCAGCACCCGCCUCACCACCACCCCAGGGACGGGGGAUGCGUCGCUGGAGGCAAUACAUCAAGACCCAGAGGCGGCACGGCGAGCCAUCCGGCAGCGCCUGCGUCAGGAGGAGGCGGAUCGGAGGGCUGGGGCAGACGUCCUGGGCAAGCAGGGGGGCGCAGCGUCACCCAUGCAGCCGCUGGAAACUCCUGGCCCCGCCCAGCCUCCAGGGGCAGAGGGUACGGACGCAGCGCCACCCCAAGAUCUGGUCCAGCAAUGCGACGACGCGGCAUACGACCCGCCAGUCUCCCCUCGCCGAGCGGCGGUGGCGGAGAAGGCCACUGCGCGCCUUGCCAAGCUUGCCAGGGGUGCUCCGCUCCAGAGCCUGGAGGAGGCGCUUGCGAUUGGUUGGCAGAUCCUCCCCAGGAUCCAGACCCUCCCUCUGGAGAAGAGGACGAGGGCCAUGCUGCGUGCCCUCCGGCCCGCUCUGCAUGGUGAGGACUAG
Molecule: messenger RNA, 2625 nt
Organism: Auxenochlorella protothecoides
Lineage: Eukaryota; Viridiplantae; Chlorophyta; Trebouxiophyceae; Chlorellales; Chlorellaceae
Product: ATPase family AAA domain-containing protein 2
Exons: 12
Coding region: 1-2625 (874 amino acids)
Biological process (GO): positive regulation of transcription by RNA polymerase II
Cellular component (GO): nucleus
Molecular function (GO): ATP binding; ATP hydrolysis activity; chromatin binding
Source: RefSeq, a predicted model, not a curated record